AUGCGUUCGGAAAUCGGUAAACUAUCACUUGACAACAUUUUUCGCGAGAGAAGUAGUUUGAAUGAGAGCAUCGUCCUAGCUAUCAACCAGGCGGCAGCGGAAUGGGGCAUUGCGUGCAUGCGAUACGAAAUUCGCGACAUCCAGUUACCUGAGAAAGUGGUUGAGGCCAUGCAGAUGCAAGUGGCCGCUGAGCGUAAGAAGCGAGCGUCUAUUCUGGAGAGUGAGGGUGCCCGUGACUCGGCUAUCAACAGAGCUGAAGGUGACAAGCGAGCGGUCAUCCUGCAAUCCGAGGCUGAGAUGAGCAACCUCAUCAACCUGGCCAAGGGUGAAGCUGAGAGUAUCCGCGUGCGCGCUGAGGCGACGGCACAGAGUAUUGAAGUG
Messenger RNA from Sphaeroforma arctica JP610, 381 nucleotides. RefSeq lists its product as hypothetical. Gene Ontology annotation, cellular component: membrane. NCBI's taxonomy places the organism in Eukaryota, Ichthyosporea, Ichthyophonida. The transcript is spliced from 2 exons. The record is from RefSeq and is a predicted model, not a curated record. The annotation marks the transcript as partial.